This is a messenger RNA of Peromyscus leucopus (white-footed mouse), 1446 nucleotides long. RefSeq names its product deoxycytidine kinase-like. The record is from RefSeq and is a predicted model, not a curated record. Gene Ontology annotation, cellular component: mitochondrion; cytoplasm. Gene Ontology annotation, molecular function: deoxycytidine kinase activity; ATP binding. The coding region runs from base 3 to 785 and encodes 260 amino acids. NCBI's taxonomy places the organism in Eukaryota, Metazoa, Chordata, Mammalia, Rodentia, Cricetidae. Gene Ontology annotation, biological process: nucleobase-containing compound metabolic process. The transcript has a single exon.
GCAUGGCCACCCCGCCCAAGAGGUUCUGCCCAUCCCCCUCCACCAGCUCCGAGGGGACGCGCAUGAAGAAGAUCUCCAUCGAGGGGAACAUCGCUGCUGGGAAGUCAACCUUUGUGAAUAUCCUCAAGCAGGUCUGUGAGGAUUGGGAAGUGGUUCCUGAACCUGUCGCCAGAUGGUGCAACGUGCAAAAUACUCAAGAUGAAGUUGAGGAAUUGACAACGUCUCAGAAAAGUGGUGGGAAUGUUCUUCAAAUGAUGUACGAGAAGCCCGAACGGUGGUCUUUCACCUUCCAAUCCUACGCUUGUCUCAGCCGGAUCCGAGCUCAUCUGGCCGCUCUCAAUGGCAAGCUCAAAGAUGCGGAGAAACCUGUGUUAUUUUUUGAACGAUCUGUGUAUAGUGACAGGUAUAUUUUUGCGUCUAAUUUGUAUGAGUCUGACUGCAUGAAUGAAACAGAGUGGACAAUAUACCAGGACUGGCAUGACUGGAUGAACAGCCAGUUCGGCCAAAGCCUUGAACUGGAUGGAAUAAUUUACCUUCGAGCUACUCCAGAGAAAUGCUUAAGUAGAAUAUAUUUAUGGGGAAGAAAUGAAGAACAAGGCGUUCCUCUGGAGUAUUUAGAGAAACUUCACUAUAAACAUGAAAGCUGGCUCCUUCAUCGAACUCUGAAAACCAACUUUGAUUAUCUUGAAGAGGUGCCUAUCCUCACACUGGAUGUCAAUGAAGACUUUAAAGACAAGCAUGAAAGUCUGGUGGAAAAGGUCAAAGAAUUUUUGAGUACUUUGUGAUUGUCCGGGAGAUUGCAGAUGACAAAAUGUCUCCAGAUGCUUCAGCUUGUGUGUCCUGGCAGCUUGAUGUUCAUCCGAAGGUCUUCCCAGGAUUCAAGUUUUAAACCAGUUUUGUUUGGCGGACAGAAGCCUUUUCUAAUAUUGAGAAUCCCCUGUAAACUUUGAGCCCCUCCUUUACUCCCUGUCACCCUCCACUUCCUUCCACAUGUUAAAUGAGAAGUGUUUAUCUCACUGCGAAGUCUGGAGGUCGAUGUUUUCAGAAUCGGUACAGCGAGUGGAUAAACUGUUGUAGAAGGCCCAGCCUUCCCCUGCCCUCUCGGUGGGGGUCCUGAGCAGGUUGACAUGUUUUCAUUUUCCCGUUAAUGGCCACGUCAAUGUUCUAUAUAAAGGAUGUGUGUCUUAUGUAAGUGAGUAUGCCUGCCCAUUACAAGCUGAGAGGUAGAGUUUGGGGAAGCUCUAGAAUAGGGAUUUGGUUGAGGUGUGUGUUUUAUUUUUCUUCUGUUCCCUUGAGUGAUGCUGGACAUUGAACCCCCAGGGUCUCAUUCAUGCCAGGGAAGCUUUCUACAGUGAGCUGUCCUCCGCCCCUGACAUGCUGUUGUUACCAAGUGCCUCUCCUCCUACCCUAUGAACGUUAUCGUCACCUCGCUGAUGUUUACUAAUG